Molecule: messenger RNA, 1506 nt
Organism: Prosopis cineraria
Lineage: Eukaryota; Viridiplantae; Streptophyta; Magnoliopsida; Fabales; Fabaceae
Product: oxygen-dependent coproporphyrinogen-III oxidase, chloroplastic
Exons: 8
Coding region: 116-1306 (396 amino acids)
Cellular component (GO): cytoplasm; chloroplast stroma
Molecular function (GO): coproporphyrinogen oxidase activity
Source: RefSeq, a predicted model, not a curated record
CGUUAUCGUUAUUCAAAUCUCUUUAUCUUCCCUUGUCGUUUCUUGUAAAUCGCUGGUCAAUCACUCUUCCUCCUUCUUCCUCUACAACUCUGCAAUCCAAUCUCAUUCCCUUGCAAUGCCUUCUUCCUGCAUUGCUCCUUCUGCUCAGUCCGUCUUCUAUCCCAUUCCCUUCACUUCUUCCUCCGCAUUUCCCUCUUCUCACAGACUGAAAUCUCGAAUUCUAACCAAAACUGUGCCUUCUUCUCUGAGAUCACCUAGUAGAGUAGGACUAAUGGUAAGAGCCGCUGUCUCCAUCGAGAAGGAGACGCCUGAAUCUGAACGUCCAGAAACUUUUCUCAGAAAAUCUGACGGUCAUGAUCACUCCGCUUCUUCCUCUUCUUCUGUCAGGGCUCGCUUUGAGAAGAUGAUAAGGGAGGUUCAGGACAGCGUGUGCAGUGCACUUGAAGCUGUCGAUGGUGGAGCCAAAUUUAAGGAGGAUGUUUGGUCUCGGCCCGGUGGCGGCGGCGGAAUCAGUAGGGUUCUUCAAGAUGGAGCCGUUUUUGAGAAGGCUGGGGUUAAUGUGUCUGUUGUUUAUGGUAUGAUGCCGCCUGAGGCUUAUCGUGCUGCCAAAGCUGCUCCAGCUGAUCAGAAACCUGGUCCGGUUCCUUUUUUCGCGGCUGGAAUCAGCUCGGUUUUACACCCGAAGAACCCAUUUGCCCCAACAUUGCAUUUCAAUUAUCGGUAUUUUGAAACCGAUGCUCCCAAAGAUGCUCCUGGAGCACCAAGACAAUGGUGGUUUGGUGGUGGAACUGACUUGACUCCUUCUUAUAUUUUUGAGGAGGAUGUCAAGCAUUUCCAUUCGAUUCAAAAACGUGCUUGUGACAAGUUUGAUCCUACUUUCUAUCCCCGAUUCAAGAAAUGGUGUGAUGAUUACUUUUAUAUCAAGCAUCGGAACGAGAGGAGAGGGCUUGGAGGAAUAUUUUUUGAUGAUCUGAAUAACUAUGAUCAGGAGAUGCUACUCUCCUUUGCCACUGAAUGUGCCAAUUCUGUCAUUCCUGCUUAUGUACCCAUAGUAGAGAAAAGGAAGGAUACGGCUUUUACAGAUGAGCAAAAAGCAUGGCAACAAUUGCGAAGGGGACGUUAUGUUGAAUUCAAUUUGGUUUACGAUCGGGGUACAACAUUUGGACUAAAAACAGGAGGGAGAAUAGAGAGUAUUCUUGUUUCUCUUCCACUAACUGCUCGUUGGGAAUAUGAUCAUAAACCUGAGGAAGGAAGCGAGGAAUGGAAGCUUUUAGAUGCUUGCAUCAACCCAAAGGAAUGGAUCUAAUUUUUUAGCUGCCCCCUAGCUUCCCUUUGCUUUUUAUGUUUCAACUAUACGAGAGCGUGUUCCACUUCUGAUAUUUUUUGGUGUAUCGUAUUGUAUAGUUGAUUAUGUUAUGAACUUAUGAUAGCUGAGAAGGCUAUAUCUAGAGAGUGAUACCCUGAGAAGAUAAAUAAAAUAAUCAUCUAAGCUACCAUUUAGUGCCA